GGGCCCCGCGGGCUCCUGGGCAAGCUCCUUGUGUGGGAUGUACGAGCGGAGGUCACCAUGGGGCUGAAGGCUGCCCAGAAGAACCUGUUCCCUCUGCGUUCCAUCGAUGAUGUGGUGAGGCUCUUCGCAGCCGAGCUGAACCGGGAGGAGCCCGACUUGGUGCUGCUGUCCCUGGUGCUGGGCUUUGUGGAGCAUUUCCUGGCAGUCAAUCGUGUGAUCCCCACCAAUGUGCCUGAGCUCACCUUCCAGCCCAGUCCAGCCCCCGAUCCCCCGGGGGGCCUCACCUACUUCCCUGUGGCUGACCUCUCCAUCAUCGCGGCCCUCCAUGCCAGGUUCACGGCCCAGAUCCGGGGCGCUGUGGACCUGUCUCUCUACCCCCGAGAGGGGGGUGUUUCUAGCCGAGAGCUGGUAAAGAAGGUCUCAGAUGUCAUAUGGAACAGCCUGAGCCGUUCCUACUUCAAGGACCGUGCUCACAUCCAGUCCCUUUUCAGCUUCAUCACAGGCACCAAGCUGGACAGCUCCGGGGUGGCCUUUGCAGUGGUGGGGGCCUGCCAGGCCCUGGGCCUCCGAGAUGUCCACCUGGCCCUAUCUGAGGACCACGCCUGGGUUGUGUUUGGCCCUGAUGGAGAACAGACGGCUGAGGUUACAUGGCAUGGGAAAGGCAAUGAGGAUCGACGGGGUCAGACAGUGAACGCCGGCGUGGCUGAGCGAAGCUGGUUGUACCUAAAGGGUUCCUAUUUGCGCUGUGACCGCAAGAUGGAGGUGGCCUUCAUGGUGUGUGCUAUCAAUCCGUCCAUUGAUCUGCACACGGACUCUCUGGAGCUGCUGCAGCUCCAGCAGAAACUUCUCUGGUUGCUUUAUGACUUGGGACACCUGGAAAGGUACCCAAUGGCUCUGGGAAACCUGGCGGACCUGGAGGAGCUGGAGCCAACACCUGGCCGGCCAGACCCUCUCACCAUCUACCAUAAGGGCAUCGCCUCUGCCAAGACCUACUAUAGGGACGAGCACAUCUAUCCCUACAUGUACCUGGCUGGCUACCACUGCCGUAAUCGAAAUGUCCGAGAAGCCCUGCAGGCCUGGGCGGACACAGCCACCGUCAUCCAGGACUACAAUUACUGCCGGGAGGAUGAGGAAAUCUACAAGGAAUUCUUUGAGGUGGCCAAUGACGUGGUCCCCAACCUGCUGAAGGAGGCUGCCGCCCUGGCAGAGGCUGGGGAAGAUCGAGGUGGUGAGCAUGCUCAGGGCUCCCCGGCCCAGGGUUCAGCCCUGCAGGAUCCCGAGUGCUUUGCCCACCUCCUGCGCUUCUAUGAUGGCAUCUGUAAGUGGGAGGAGGGCAGUCCAACACCUGUGCUGCACGUGGGCUGGGCCACCUUCCUGGUGCAGUCGUUGGGACGCUUCGAGGGGCAGGUCCGGCAGAAGGUCCGGAUUGUUAGCCGGGAGGCAGAGACGGCAGAGACUGAGGAGCCCUGGGGAGAGGAGGCCCGGGAAGGCCGAAGGAGGGGCCCCCGGCGAGAGUCCAAGCCUGAGGAGCCGCCACCCCCCAAGAAGCUGGCCCUGGACAAGAACAUCCCCAGGAGGCCUGGGGUGACCCCAGGGGUUCCCAAGGGCCCCGAAGGGGGAGGACCAGUCCCAGCCCCAGCCCCUCCGGCCUCCCCGCCCCCUGAGGGCCCUGUGCUCACCUUCCAGAGUGAGAAGAUGAAGGGCAUGAAGGAAUUGCUGGUGGCCACCAAGAUCAAUUCCAGUGCCAUUAAGCUACAGCUCACUGCCCAGUCCCAAGUGCAGAUGAAAAAACAGAAGGUGUCCACACCCAGCGACUACACUCUGUCUUUCCUCAAGAGGCAGCGAAAGGGGCUCUGAGGGGCCCCUCCUCUCCCUGGGCCCUGCCCUAGUUCUGGGCCUGGGCCAUCCUGGAUCCCCGGAGUAAGCCCGAGGGCCCCGGGGGUAGCUUAACCCUUUCCUGCCUGUUUGUACAUAGAUUUAUUUUUCAGUCUCCAGGAAGAUAAAUAAAUUUUUGUAACAAAACCGA
Molecule: messenger RNA, 2026 nt
Organism: Trichosurus vulpecula (common brushtail)
Lineage: Eukaryota; Metazoa; Chordata; Mammalia; Diprotodontia; Phalangeridae
Gene: MEN1
Product: menin 1
Exons: 10
Coding region: 58-1857 (599 amino acids)
Biological process (GO): negative regulation of cell cycle; negative regulation of cell population proliferation; regulation of transcription by RNA polymerase II
Cellular component (GO): nucleus; histone methyltransferase complex; chromatin
Molecular function (GO): transcription cis-regulatory region binding; Y-form DNA binding; chromatin binding
Source: RefSeq, a predicted model, not a curated record